This is a messenger RNA of Bactrocera tryoni, 1633 nucleotides long. RefSeq lists its product as uncharacterized. Bases 142 to 1569 code for a protein of 475 amino acids. The record is from RefSeq and is a predicted model, not a curated record. The transcript has a single exon. Lineage: Eukaryota; Metazoa; Arthropoda; Insecta; Diptera; Tephritidae.
GACGAUAAAUUAUUUUGGAGAAACAACAAUACAACAUUUCGGCAAAAAAAUCCUGAAAAUAAACGAAAAAUCACGCAGAAUUCAUUCAAAUCAAUAGUUUUUAUGAUCGCAAUUUUGUGUUAAAACUUGCAAAAACUCUCCAUGGAUAGAAAGACGUCAGUGGAAUGGCUCGACGGCAGCACAACGCCGAAACUCUCUCAGAAGCGCUUACAAACAGCGCGUAGCUUACGCAAAAUGAUGAGCAGCGACCUGCUUGGUCAGAGCGCUCGACCUGAUGAACAGCCAAAAAAAUCGACAGAAAAUUCACAGAGCGAGGACUCGCCCAGCACUAGACGGGUACACUUCGAUUUCGUUGGUAACGGCACGGAUCCGCGCACGCGUAACGAAAUGUUCGCGUUGACACACCAACUACUGGAGAACCGUAAAAACUGUUGCCUACAACGUUUCUGCAAUAAGCGUCUCUGUCCGCUCUUCUUUCUACACCAACUUGUGGUGCGCAAUGUCGAGCGACGCCUACAGCUGAUGCAGUGUAAACUCACCAAUAUCCACUUACGGUACUACGAUCUGCGCCAGCAUCCGAUCACCGGUCACUUCUUUCAUUUGUUGCGCAGCGACAUGAGUUUCAGCACUACGCAUCAACUGUUCAAGUGGCUGGACUCACAGUAUCGACGUCUCUUCGGCGUGGGUCAAUGGCAUGAGAUAAUCGAGAUCAAGUAUGAGUUCGAAGAUCAACGCUAUAUGAUCCAUAAGGUCGGCUUGGUUAUAAUGCAUUUGUAUCUGCACAAAUUGGAUGUGAAUUCGAAGCGUAGUCUGUGUCGUCUGCUGCGCACCCCAUUACCGCCAAUGAAGCGAGGCACCUUGAAACGUGGUGUUUCCGAUGAGCGUAACAUGCUGAUCAAUGACUGUAUUAGUGCGCAUUUCGGUGGCGGUGAGCCCUGGUGGAUACUCUUCGACGUCUCGCUUGAUAAAGGUCAGAUCACUGGUGAUAUGCUGAAGUUGGCACACUGCGCCUACAUGGGUAUGAAGGAGGAGCAUAAGAAGCUAACGACUACGCAUAAUGAUUCGAGUGAGACUGGUGAUCGUUUGAAAGGCGGCAGCGUGCCGAACAACCCUGCGGAGGCAAAGAAAUCGCCACAGAUGCGUUCAGCCCUUCAGCGCAAACUAUAUGCUUGGACCGAACGUUUCGAGAAGAGCUUCGAGCGUAUUUACAUGGCUUUGCAGCAGUAUUAUGAUUGCAAAUACGCCGAGGGCGUGGCACAGUUGUGUCAUAAUGUUUGCCAGAAGUCAAAUCAAACAGAUCGAAAGGAGUUGCCGGGCGAGCAUAAGCAGCCACAGUCUAGCAUGCAAUACUACUUCAAUCGGUACAAGUUGGCGCAGGUCUCGCUGGAGAAUCUGCUGCGUGAGCUGGAGUUUUGCGAAUACAAAAACAGUUUGGUGCCCUUUUUGCGUCGAAAGGCGAAGGAACUCAACGAUAAUGCCGCUAAAUAUAAGGUCUUGAAGUUGAAGUUGUGUAAGACACAAUUGGCGGACGCCAUCAAAGAUGAAAUACUGGCUGUGCGUAAUAAUUAAAGACAGAGCAAUCCUAUAUCAAAAAAAAAAAUGUGCUAAGCUGAAGAGAGAAACAUAAUAAUGC